Messenger RNA from Anopheles nili, 903 nucleotides. RefSeq names its product NADH dehydrogenase (ubiquinone) complex I, assembly factor 6 homolog (gene sicily). Gene Ontology annotation, biological process: mitochondrial respiratory chain complex I assembly; biosynthetic process. Bases 1 to 903 code for a protein of 300 amino acids. The transcript is spliced from 3 exons. The record is from RefSeq and is a predicted model, not a curated record. Gene Ontology annotation, cellular component: mitochondrion. NCBI's taxonomy places the organism in Eukaryota, Metazoa, Arthropoda, Insecta, Diptera, Culicidae.
AUGAGGACUGCUGAGCCGUUUAGUCAGAAAUGUUUCGCGCGCACAGCCUCCAACGACGCGGCAUCACAGAACGUGUGCCUGAAUCUUGUUAGGAACAACGACAAGGAGAACUUUCUGUGCACGUUGCUGCUAAAGAAUCCGGAGCGGCGCAGUGCACUGGCUGUUAGAGCGUUCAACGUAGAGGUGGCGAAGGUCAGUGCAAAAGUUUCCGCCGGCAAUGUUGGUGUGAUGCCGCUUAAAUUCUGGGACGACACGGUUGGCACCUUGUACCGGGACCACGGUAUCAACGCUCCGGAACAUCCCGUCAUCCACGAACUCCGGAGAGCAAUUAACGAGCACAAGCUCACCAAAAUGUACUUUCAGCGACUGGUUAGCUCGCGGACGAAUGCUAAUCUGAACUUUCUCACCGUGAAGCAGCUGGAGGAUUACGCCGAACACUCGGUCUCAAGCGUGCUCUAUUUGCUGCUUGAGGUACACGGAAUGCGGAACGUGCAAUGUGACCAUGCUGCUUCGCACCUUGGGAAGGCACAGGGUAUUGUUAACCUGCUGCGUUCCAUACCCUACCAGACGCGUCGAAACGCGGUUCCGAUUCCGCAGGAGAUACUGAUGGCGCACGGUGUCAACCAGGAGCGGAUGGUGCGAAACCGCAAAGACGACAAGGGUGUAGAAGAAGUGACUUUCAGCCUGGCUAGUGUCGCCUUCCGACAUCUCGAAACCGCCAAAGGGCUCAUGAAGACGGUACCGAGGCCAGUCAAACCGAUUUUCUUGCCAAGUGUAGUGAUCGAGCGGUUCCUACACCGACUAAGGCUGGCGAACUUUCACUUAACGGAUCCAAACGUAAUGCGGACGGAUUCGCUGUUGCCACUGGUUCUGUACUGGCGAAAGCUUCGUGGAAGCUACUGA